GUCAGCAAGCGGAGCGCGUCCACCGGGGCUGGGUUUGCGCACUGCGUUUGGAAACUGUAGCUCGUGUUAUGUGAUGACCACGGAAAGAAAGAAAGAAAGAGGUUUUUUUUUUUUUUAUUUUGCAUUUCUGUCACAAGACUGACGUUCUGUGGUCGCUUCGACUCGCCGAGCUGCAGGCCGUAGAUAAAUACUAUUGCAAGACAGGGCGAAUAAAUUGCAUGUGCGCUCAUAUUUCAAUCCAGUCACCCGAUCCCGCUGUGCAGAGCGUCCCAUCUUGAGACUACAUCCCUCGAGGCUGUUGAGAGUUUUUCAAAACCCUGAUUCCGGUUUCCAUUAGAUCCAGCCAGGCAGACACCCGGACGGACUGACUCCCUGCUUGCGAUGAUUCACAGCCUGUUCCUGGUGAAUUCGUCAGGGGAUAUCUUCCUGGAGAAGCACUGGAAGAGCGUGGUGAGCCGCUCUGUGUGCGAUUACUUCUUCGAGGCGCAGGAGCAUGCGUCCGACCCCGAGAACGUGGCCCCCGUCAUCCCCACGCCGCACCACUACCUCAUCAGCGUGUACCGCCACAAGAUCUUCUUCGUGGCCGUGAUCCAGAGCGAGGUGCCGCCCCUCUUUGUCAUCGAGUUCCUGCACAGGGUCGUGGACACCUUCCAGGAUUAUUUUGGCGUGUGCUCCGAGGCUGCUGUCAAGGACAAUGUGGUGGUCGUGUAUGAGCUGCUGGAGGAGAUGCUGGAUAAUGGCUUCCCUCUCGCCACAGAGUCCAACAUCCUGAAGGAGCUGAUCAAACCCCCGACCAUCCUGAGGACUGUGGUCAACACCAUCACCGGCAGCACUAAUGUGGGUGAGCAGCUCCCCACAGGCCAGCUCUCCGUGGUGCCGUGGCGACGCACGGGGGUGAAGUACACCAACAACGAGGCAUACUUCGACGUGGUGGAGGAGAUCGAUGCCAUCAUCGACAAGUCAGGCUCGACUGUGACGGCUGAGAUCCAGGGUGUGGUGGACGCCUCUGUGAAGCUCACUGGCAUGCCCGACCUCACCCUCUCCUUCAUGAACCCCCGCUUGCUGGAUGAUGUCAGUUUCCACCCCUGCGUUCGCUUCAAGCGCUGGGAGGCAGAACGCAUCCUCUCCUUCAUCCCUCCCGACGGGAACUUCCGGCUCCUGUCCUACCACGUCAGCUCCCAGAACCUGGUAGCGAUCCCGGUCUAUGUGAAGCACAGCAUCAGUUUCCGCGAGGGUAGCUCUCUGGGUCACUUCGAGAUCACGAUCGGUCCCAAGCAGACUAUGGGCAAGGCGGUGGAGGGGGUGCUGGUCACCAGUCAGAUGCCCAAAGCCGUGCUCAACAUGAACCUGACUUCCACCCAGGGGGCCUUCACCUUUGACCCCGUCACCAAGAUGCUGUCCUGGGACGUGGGGAAGAUUAACCCGCAGAAGCUCCCCAGUCUGAAGGGAUCGAUGAGCCUGCAGGCCGGAGCCUCGAAACCCGACGAGAACCCUACGAUCAACAUCCAGUGCAAGAUCCAGCAGCUCGCCCUCUCGGGGUUGAAGGUGAACCGGCUGGACAUGUAUGGAGAGAAGUACAAGCCCUUCAAAGGGAUCAAGUACAUGACCAAGGCAGGGAAGUUCCAGGUCCGAACAUAGUGCAGCAGAACCGGCCUGGUCCUGGUCUGGUCAGAGUGGACUGCUCUCUCUCUCUCUCUCUCUCCUCUCUCUCUCUCCCUCCCCC
Polyodon spathula (Mississippi paddlefish) is the source of this 1723-nucleotide messenger RNA. RefSeq names its product AP-3 complex subunit mu-2-like. The coding region runs from base 382 to 1638 and encodes 418 amino acids. Gene Ontology annotation, cellular component: cytoplasmic vesicle; clathrin adaptor complex. Gene Ontology annotation, biological process: intracellular protein transport; endocytosis. NCBI's taxonomy places the organism in Eukaryota, Metazoa, Chordata, Actinopteri, Acipenseriformes, Polyodontidae. The record is from RefSeq and is a predicted model, not a curated record. The transcript has 9 exons.